CACCUCAACACCAUGAUACUUAGGCCUCACAUCCACCUAAAGAAUGGGGAAAUCAUCCAAGGACAAGCGUGAUGCCUACUACCGUCUAGCGAAAGAACAAGGAUGGCGAGCCCGCAGCGCCUUCAAGCUGCUCCAGAUCGACGAAGAAUUCAAUCUGUUCGAGGAUGUCACUCGAGUGGUCGAUCUCUGCGCCGCACCUGGAAGUUGGAGUCAAGUUUUGUCGAGAAUCCUCAUCAAAGGGGAGAAAUUUGGGCGUGCUGGAUGGGAAGAGAAGAAAGAGCAGGAUCGGCGAUACGUCUACGGAGAUGAUUCCAUCAAAGUAAAAGAGGGCAUCGGAGCUCCAUUGAAGCCAGAUACGAAAGAGCAGCUGAACCCGAAAAAAGACGUCAAGAUUGUGGCGAUAGACCUACAACCCAUGAGUCCCCUCGAAGGCAUCACGACGCUACGAGCAGACAUCACCCAUCCCUCAACCAUCCCCCUUCUCCUCCAAGCACUUGACCCCGAAAGCUUCGAUCCUGUGGCGACAUCUGUCUCCCACCCGGUUGACCUCGUGAUCUCCGAUGGUGCUCCAGAUGUCACAGGUCUCCACGAUCUCGACAUAUACGUCCAAGGCCAGCUAAUCUGGGCCGCGCUGAACCUCGCCCUCUGUGUUCUCAAGCCAGGCGGGAAAUUCGUUGCGAAGAUUUUCAGAGGCAAAGACGUCGAUCUUCUAUAUGCACAGCUCAAACUCGUAUUCAAACGGGUUCGCGUCGCAAAACCUCGGAGCAGUCGCGCAAGCAGCAUCGAAGCCUUCGUCGUAUGCGAGGGAUUUUGUCCACCGAAGGGAUUUAAAGCUAGCCUAGACAACCCACUUGGGGCGGGUUCAAAGCUACCGCCAAAUCCAGAGACGUCUGGGGAACGCACGAAACCCUAUCGAAGAGUUCGAGAGGAUGGCAUCACGGAGCUGGAACUGGGCUCAGAAGAUGAGGAACCCGAGGACGAUAUUAGAUGGAUCGCACCCUUUCUUUCGUGCGGAGAUCUAUCGGCGUAUGAUGCGGAUGCCUCUUAUCAUCUACCAAAAGACAGGACGAGUCUGGAUCCCGUCCAACCGCCCACCGCACCACCGUACAAGCGGGCGCUAGAAAUGAGAAAAGCAGCGGGGGGAGCUUACGGUAAGACGAAGGGGGUGUUCCCUGAGAGUUUGUGAAUACACAACUUGGCGCACUUUCGUUAGGUAGGGCCUGGGAGACCGAAGCGUUUAUUUUUCGCUUCUCAGUGUCACAUCCCGCUUGCAUCUUCGAAAGUCCAUGGGGGUUCCCGAAGAAGUGGCAAGCGCACGUGCUCAGAGUUAAGGCAAAAUGCACUAUGCAUCAGAGAAUUCAUGCAAUACACCUUGAACCGUGUAUCUCGGACUCCACUCAUGCCCUGCAACACUACUGUAAGAGGUGGUUUGGUUGGCAAGUAGACGCUGGGUCAAAAUGUGGACUAUUGUCUACUAUGAUAUACUUCGCAUCGCCUUUAGAAUAAUUAAAGCGUGUAGGGGAAUCCCAAGCAGUGGCAAACUGGUGUGCACAGACAUCUGACAUGGCGUCGUUUUAGGAUGGCG
Molecule: messenger RNA, 1585 nt
Organism: Mytilinidion resinicola
Lineage: Eukaryota; Fungi; Ascomycota; Dothideomycetes; Mytilinidiales; Mytilinidiaceae
Product: FtsJ-domain-containing protein
Exons: 1
Coding region: 44-1186 (380 amino acids)
Biological process (GO): cytoplasmic translation; tRNA methylation
Cellular component (GO): cytoplasm
Molecular function (GO): tRNA methyltransferase activity
Source: RefSeq, a predicted model, not a curated record